AAUAGAGGAAUUCCGAAAUUGAAUUAUUUUACUGCAGAAAAGCCACGACAUAGGAAUUUUAGCCCAGCUAUCUUAAACCCGUCAACAGAGCCAGAUACAGUUCUCAAAUCGCUGUCGCAAACUCCAUCAUCAGCCUCACUGACUUGACGAGUACACCUCUGCCUUUACCACCCUUUCUGUUCCCUACAACUUCCUGCCAAUGAACCCUAACUCCUUCCUCCCUUCUUUACCACCUGCUGUUGUAGAACUUGCAUGACACAAGUAAGUAAGCAAGAGAAUUAGGUACAGACACAUCAGCAAUGCCGGUAUAGCUAUGAUUAUGAUUGUUAUAGCAUUGAAUUGACAUAAAUUUUGAAAAAACUAGUUAGAUGUUAAAAUGUGCAUCUUGCAGCUGUUGAAUCCUAUUAUGCCAGAUGCAGAAGAAUUUGUAAGAUGAGUCGCUGUUACAAACUGUUACGAAGUUGCUCGAAAACUGGCAUCAAGAAUCAUCCUGUACAUAGGGGAAUUAGAAUAUUGUCACAAAUCUGUACAAAGAUGGCAGACUACACGACCGAAGAGAUUAAAGACCUCCCUCAGAAUCACUUGUUCGACCACAAAGGGGUACUGAACGUUUACAACAAGGAGGUCGUGAACCUGAGUGCGGGGGCCCCCGGACCGGAUCUGCUCAAAAAAUGCAUCGCCAUUUUCUCGCAGGCAACGGCACACAGACUGGAGAAGGAGCAAGAGAACGCGUACUUGUUCCAAUACGGACCAAUGGCUGGCCUGUGGGACUACAGAGCGCAGCUGGCAGAGUUCCUGACCGCCCGCUACGGCGAGACUGUCAACAGGCAAGACUUGGUGCUGACGUGUGGGGCCUCACAUGGGCUCAUGCUGAUCAUGAACACUUUCUUGCCGAGCAACGCUGUCAUUUUCGUGGAUGAAGUUACGUACAUGAUUGCUCUAGAGGUCUUUAGACAGUUCCCGGACAUGACGGUGGUGCCAGUUCCAAUGACUGAAGAAGGUGUUGACACACAGGCUCUUGAACGGAUAGCAAGGGAACUACGAAGCAACAAACAGAGGCACCUUAGCGAUGAGAAACUAUUCUGGGCCAUGUACUAUACAAUGCCUGUCUUCCACAAUCCCACUGGCUUGACGUUCUCCACCGGCUGCUGCCAGUCGCUGGUGGAAGCCGCCCGGAGGCUGGACCUGCUGGUGGUGUGCGACGACGUGUACAACCUGCUGUGCUACGGUGACGAGGUCCGCCCGCCCAGGAGACUGCUCGCCUACGACUGGGGCUCGGAGGGCUUCCAGGGGGGUCACGUCGUCUCCAACGGCACCUUCUCCAAGAUCAUGGGGCCCGGGGUGCGCGUGGGCUGGCUCGAGGCGCCCCCGAGACUGGCGUCCGUGCUGUGUGGCUCGGGAAUACUGAAGAGUGGGGGAGCUGUGAACCAGUAUGUUUCCGGUAUAUUUGCAAGCAUUCUAGAACUGGGCUUGGAAGAGCAGCAUCUUAAUUUUCUGGUGAAGACGUAUAAGGAACGCAUGAGCCGGGUGUGCGACGUCCUGGACGAGGGCCUCCCGCCCGGCUGCUCCUUCGUGCGGCCGCGAGGUGGCUACUUCGUCUGGGUCCGACUGCCGGAAGGCGUCGACAGCGCAGACGUGGCCUCGUGGUGCGAGCGGCACCGCAAGGUGGCUGCCAUCCCGGGCCGCAGGUUCUCCGUCGCCGGCGGCUUCCGGAACUACCUGCGGCUGUCGAUAUCCUUCCACGACACCGCGGUCCUGGAACAGGCCACCAACAGGCUGUGCAGCGGGAUCAGAGACUACAUCAGCCACGAGAUAAAACAUUAGGGAAUGCUGCUCUUUGGUGUGGGUUUAUGCAGACUAAUUUUGUACAGCUGCCUAGUGUUUUUUUUAAAAUAUGAUUCCAAGACUUAUUCUCUAGUUCUCAUUUUCAUAUCCACUUACUGAUUUAUUUGUGGUGUUGGUAUUAAAAAAGAAUUAAUUAUAAACGACUCCUGUAAAUAAAGAAUUUUGAUGUGUCAA
Messenger RNA from Bacillus rossius redtenbacheri, 2019 nucleotides. RefSeq names its product 2-aminoadipate transaminase. The coding region runs from base 433 to 1824 and encodes 463 amino acids. Gene Ontology annotation, biological process: biosynthetic process. NCBI's taxonomy places the organism in Eukaryota, Metazoa, Arthropoda, Insecta, Phasmatodea, Bacillidae. Gene Ontology annotation, molecular function: pyridoxal phosphate binding; L-2-aminoadipate:2-oxoglutarate transaminase activity. The transcript is spliced from 9 exons. The record is from RefSeq and is a predicted model, not a curated record.